Nerophis ophidion (straightnose pipefish) is the source of this 1924-nucleotide messenger RNA. RefSeq names its product basic salivary proline-rich protein 2-like. The transcript is spliced from 2 exons. The coding region runs from base 137 to 1120 and encodes 327 amino acids. The record is from RefSeq and is a predicted model, not a curated record. NCBI's taxonomy places the organism in Eukaryota, Metazoa, Chordata, Actinopteri, Syngnathiformes, Syngnathidae.
AUACUUCGCGGGGAUGCCCUCCGACUGAACCGCGUCUCGGCUGCUUGUUUGGCUCCGGGGCGAGGCGCCUCGCUCGGCCGGCCGGAGCUCCGUGUGCGCGACACCCUCCACUCCCCACCCCCCCCUCACCCACUCAAUGACGACACUCGGGUCGCAAGAGUGUGAAAACACUGAAUUUAUUCACCGUGGAGGAAGGAGGGAGGACGCCGACAUCUUUUCGCGAGCCCGCUCUCGCUCACUCUCGUCCGGGGAUCCGGUUGACAGGACACCCCCUGGGGGAGCGGAAGAGGCCAAGCUCACGAUUAAGUGGGACAGCGCCAUCUUCUCCGGUGGGCCGGCAGACGCCACCAUCAUCUUCGGUGUGUCUGCAACUUACGGCGCCAUCAUCUCCAGUGGGCCAGCAGCAGGGGGCGCCACCACCAUCCUGUCCGGUGGGCCAGCAGCAGGGGGAGCCACCACCAUCCUGUCCGGUGGGCCAGCAGCAAGGUGCGCCACCACCAUCCUGUUCGGUGGGCCAGCAGCAGGGGGCGCCACAUCUUCUCCGGUGGGCCAGCAGCAUUGGGCGCCACCAUCCUCUUCGGUGGGCCAGCAGCAGGGGGCGCCACCACCCUCUCCGGUGGGCCAGCAGCAGGGGGCGCCACCAUCCUCUCCGGUGGGCCAGCAGCAGGGGGCGCCACCACCAUCCUCUCCGGUGGGCCAGCAGGGGUUGCCACCACCACCCUAUCCGGUGGGCCAGCAGGGGUCGCCACCACCACCCUGUCCGGUUGGCCAGCAGGGGUCGCCACCACCACCCUGUCCGGUGGGCCAGCAGGGGUCGCCACCACCAUCCUGUCCGGUGGGCCAGCAGGGGUCGCCACCACCAUCCUGUCCGGGGAGCCAGCAGGGGUCGCCACCACCAUCCUGUCCGGUGAGCCAGCAGGGGUCCCCACCACCAUCCUGUCCAAUGGGCCAGCAGAGGGCGCCACCAUCCUGUCCGGUGGGCCAGCAGAGGGCGCCACCAUACUCUUGUCGGGCACAGAUGUGGUCGUUUCACGGGCAACCGCCUCGCAAAUUGCGGCGGCGUUCAACUCGCCGUCGCCAUCUGAUUCGUCCCCGCUACUUGCGGGCACACUUGGCCUAGCGGCCCACCGCCUUGUCCUCCCUCUAAGAUGGACUGAUGCAAAGUGGAAAGGUGUUCUGUGGUCUGACGGGUCCACAUUUCAAAUUAUAUUUGGAACUGUGGACGUGGUGUCCUCCGGAACAAAGAGGAAAAUAACCAUCCAGAUUGUUAUAAGCGCAAAUGGUAAAUGGUAAAUGGGUUGUACUUUUCUACCCCUUUUUAAGAAGCUCAAAGCGCUUUGACAGUAUUUCCACAAUUCGGCCAUUCACACACUGAUGGCGAAGUUCAAAAGUCAGCAUCUGUGAUGGUAUGGGGGUGUAUUAGUGCCUAAAGCAUGGGUAACUUACACAUCUGUGAAGGCACCAUUAAUGCUGAAUGGUCCACACAGGUUUUGGAGCAACAUAUGCUGUCAUCCAAGAACGUUAUCAUGGACGCCCCUGCCUUUUUCGGCAAGACAAUGCCAAGCCAUGUGUUACAACAGCGUGGUUUCAUAGUAAAAGAGUGUGGGUAUUUUCCUGGCCAGCUUGCAGUCCAGACCUGUCUCCUAUCGAAAAUGUGUGGCGCAUUAUGAAGCGUAAAAUACGACAGCGGAGACCCCGGACUGUUGAACGACUGAAGCUCUACAUAAAACAAGAAUGGGAAAUAAUUCCACUUUCAAAGCUUCAACAAUUAGUUUACUCAGUUCUCAAACGUUUAUUGAGUAUUGUUAAAAGAAAAGGUGAUGUGAUACGGUGGUGAACAUGCCCUUUACAAACUACUUCGGCACGUGUUGCAGCCAUGAAAUUCUAAGUUAAUUAUUAUUUGCAAAAAAAAUAAAAAAAAGUU